Vicia faba (fava bean) is the source of this 942-nucleotide messenger RNA. Lineage: Eukaryota; Viridiplantae; Streptophyta; Magnoliopsida; Fabales; Fabaceae. The record is from the annotation of a GenBank genome assembly.
AUGCCCAUUGCAACAAAGCUUCACGUUCGUUCUAAACCGCGAGCUAUUCUGAAACCAGGCGGAAACAUAGUUCCGGUUCAUGAAGAAACAACUAGACAUAACAAGAAGAAAACACAGCAGGGUCCAAGAAAACAGGUGGCGGAAAUUUCUGAGUCACUUGUUGUUGUCGGAAGUAACGUGUGUUUGGAUUUGGACAGCACAUGUUCCUCGGAUUCCUCUUCUGUCAAAAAGGUCAACUCUGCGAAUGGAAAUGGAAAUUCAAAGAUGAAGCGCAACGGGUUUAAGCUGCCGGUGAGGGAUGCUGCCCACGUGUCUCUGCCUUAUAAGGGUGAGCCACCGUCCAAGACAUGCGAUUGGAUCACACCCAAUUCAGACCCUGUUUAUACUUCUUUCCAUGACGAAGAAUGGGGUGUUCCAGUUAUUGAUGAUGAUACAAAGCUAUUUGAGCUUCUAGUAUUUUCACAAGCAUUAGCAGAACACACUUGGCCAACCAUUCUUAACCACAGAAACAUUUUCAGGAAAUUUUUCGAAAAUUUUGAUCCAUCUUCAAUUGCACAGUUUAAUGAGAAGAAGUUGCUAACACCAAAAAUAAAUGGCAACAACCCUUUGUUAUCCGAACAAAAGGUUCGCGCCAUUGUGGAAAACGCUAAACAAUUACUUAAGGUUCAACAUGAGUUUGGUUCAUUCAGCCAUUACUGUUGGAAAUUCGUUAACAACAAACCGAUAAAAAAUGAAUUCCGAUAUGGACGACAAAUAUCAGUGAAAACUCCGAAAUCAGAACUCAUUAGCAAGGAUUUGAUGAGAAGAGGUUUCCAAUGUGUUGGACCAAAAGUAGUUUAUUCAUUCAUGCAAGUAUCAGGGCUAGUUAAUAACCAUUUAUUAACAUGCUUCAGGUACCAACAAUGCAACGUGACAAUGAAAAAUGAAAUUAAAACUGAAUAG